Molecule: messenger RNA, 1235 nt
Organism: Osmerus eperlanus (European smelt)
Lineage: Eukaryota; Metazoa; Chordata; Actinopteri; Osmeriformes; Osmeridae
Gene: commd10
Product: COMM domain containing 10
Exons: 7
Coding region: 135-731 (198 amino acids)
Source: RefSeq, a predicted model, not a curated record
AAAUACAUCCAGACAAACCCCAUGACAACAGGGAAGCGGCUGUGCUGGCUUGAUGGAAGUAUCGUUCAAUCAACCAGCUAAAGCUUAAAAACUUUAGAUCGCUUGUAGAGUUAAUCAGUGCACGAAGGACAACUAUGGCUGCUUUCUUGAAAGAGACUCAAAGCAUCAAAGAGGCAGUAUCUCUCAUCAAUGGAAUCGAUCAGAACAAGUUUUCCAGAUUGCUGUCGCGGAUUCUACAGAAGCUUCAUCUGAAGGGGGAACGCACCUUCAGCGAGGAGGAGGAAGAUAAAUUACAGGCUGCUCUCUCGUUGGAUAAGCAGGCUCUGGGGUUGGUGCUGGAGACGUCAGCCUUCAUUCUAGAACAGGCUGUGUACAACAAUGUGAAGCCUGCGGCUCUGAAGCUGCAGCUGGAGGCUGUGAAUCUGUCCCCAGAGAGGGCUGAGGCGGUCAGCCAGGCGUGGGCCUCCGCUGGCCCCGACCUGGCGGAGAGGCUUCGCCAGGGGAUAUUCACCCCCAAGAAGCUGGAGCAGGUCGGCUGGCAGCUGAACCUGCAGAUGGCCCAGUCCAGACAAGCCAAGCUGAAGGCUCCACAUGUAAUCCUGGAGCUGGGCCUAAGCACUGAGGCCUCUGAGGGUGUGGAGAAGGUGUUUGUGGAGUUCAGCCACCAGGAACUUCUAGAUUUCUACAACAAGCUGGAGACGGUCCAAACCCAGUUAGACUCCCUGACCUAACGGCUGUUCCUGACUGACAGGCAGCAGGGCCGCCCCAGAGACCUCCUCUAACGCACCCGGACAAAGCAGCGAACACUGCUAGCAGACCUGGGGCUGUGGGCUACUUACACAGGAUCAUAUGCUAUAUUUGAGGUGAAUUUGAUUCGUAACCCUCGAGAAACACAUUGGUUUCAUUGCGUCAGAGUGAACCGAAUCGAGUGCACCUCAAGUGUUGGAUAUACGGGAUCAUGACCUAGGGUUUGCUGGUGGGGCUGUUUGUUUCAUCUGCUCCUGCAUGCCUGAUAACAUACUGAUGGGAACUGGAAGACUGUUAACUGUGUUUCACUCAUUAAUUACAUUGUUUGUACCUUUAUGGAUUAUCGAGACAUUAUUGAUACAGCAGAAGCAUAUUUUGUCACAGAUUGCUGUGGAAUCAUCGAUCUGUCUAAUAUGAUGCGUUGUGAUCUGGUGUAACAUACACGUACAGGGCGUUUUUCACUCUCAAUAAACACCGUGAAUACUGAU